This is a messenger RNA of Triticum urartu, 1994 nucleotides long. RefSeq lists its product as uncharacterized. The record is from RefSeq and is a predicted model, not a curated record. Gene Ontology annotation, molecular function: protein binding. Lineage: Eukaryota; Viridiplantae; Streptophyta; Magnoliopsida; Poales; Poaceae.
ACGGAUGGGAGCGUAGACAGUUGGGGACAGACCCAGAGGUAAAGAGCAAACUUAACCGCCGCCGCCGUCUCUCCCCCCUUCCCCGCGCGCCUGAGACGGUGGCCACCGUGAUACGUUCUAGGGUUCAGCUCGCCGGCGAUGUCGAUGCCGUUACCGGGGCGGACGCUCGUCGACCUCGACGGCGACGCGCUGGCCCACUGCGCGCGCCACCUCGGCGCCCGCGACGUCGCCAGCCUUGCUAUGGCCUGCCGCCCGUUGCGCGCCGCCGCCUACUGCGACGCCGUAUGGUACCACCUUUACAGGGGGCAAUGGCCGUUUCAACAAGUGCCUCGUGGAGCUUUGGGGAUUAGAGAACUAUACAUUCGGAGGCACACUGAAGUACAUCAAAUGAAAUUUGAUGAUCCCUUAUCAUCUAUUUAUUAUCUAGAUCCCACGGAGCCGACACCAAGCCAUCUAAUGCUUGAUAGGAAUGGUGUUUGGUUCUCUCAAGGGCCAGUAGUCAAAAGAUUGAGGCUUGGUCUGGACAUGGAAUUAGUGGAAACCUACAGGACCCAUAGCGCGAGGAUCACUUGUAUGAGAUUGUUCCCACUAAUCGACACCCCAUUGUAUCGAAGUGAUGCACAUAGAAAUGAAAUGGCAUUAGUCACUUCAAGCACAGAUAGAACAGUCCGUCUUUGCUGGAAGGGCCAAUCACGCUGUUACAAGGGCCAUUCAGGACCUGUUACUGCUCUGGCUGACAAAUUGCUUGAUGACGGUGAAUGCAAAAUACUCGCAACUGGUGGUGAAGACUGCACCAUUCGCCUUUGGUCUAUGAAUACAAGAGCAAAAAAACACCCUCUAAUAUCAACUUUGCAUGGGCAUGAAAAAACACUGUCACUUUUGUCUGUUGCUUGGCAUAAAUCCUCCCUGCUGGUCAGCAGUUCCAAAGAUACAAAGGUGAAAGUGUGGGACACAAUGGCACCUCCUUCCAGUGUCUCAUCAUCAUGUGUUGGGGGUGCUCAUCUUAACUCAAGUGGUCCACCGAUUGCAAUCAAAUGCUACGAAUCCCUUUGUUACAUUGCUGCUGGAUCCGAAGUGACAGCAAUUGAUUUGAGGACGAUGAAGAAGGCUUCUGUUCUUGCACUUCGUAACCAAAGAAUACUUUCUUGUGAGAUGCUGCCCUCUGAAUGGCUAAUAUGCACGGGCAUAAAAGACAAGGCUCUUCUGUGGGAUAUUCGUAAGCCUCAAGAACUCAAGCACACAGUCGCAGAACUGCAUUCAGAUGGUCCUGUGACGUUGCUUCACUUGGAUCCAUACAAGGUAGUGAUGGGCGCGCCAUGGGAUGGUCAGGUCCAUGUCUGGGAAACCCGGACGGGCCACUUGGUGAACAGAUUGAGUUGCGAUGAGCCUGUUAAAUCAGGAGGGAGAAGCACAGUGUCAGCCAUGGCUGUGGACGGGUGUAGGAUUGUCACUGCAGGGAGUAGUUCAACCAGAGGCAGCCUGUUACACUACCAAGACUUUCUGAGAUCCUCAGUUCCUGUAGCUUUACCUGGCAAGGAAGUUUCCAAGUUCUGGGGAUCUCAAGAAUAUGACGAUGAAGACUAGCGUAACUUAUUAUUUUUCGAAACGGAGAAGACUAGCGUAAAUUAUCAACAAAAAGGUAGCAUUGCAUACAAGAUGAGAUUUUGAGAGCUCAGCCCUUAUGCUAAGCUGGUGCACAUCUGUCUCUUUGCAAAUGGGCCUGCACCAUGCCUGCGCAGUUUGCUUGUAAGGCUUCAUCUGUAGCUACAUACAUAUUGUUUUUCUCGAAAAAGCUACAUAUAUAACAUGAACCUUUCUGUAACUAGUGGUGACAGGAUAAUCAUGUUGUUCUUCACCAUAGAAUUACAGUGGAUUAGGUUGAGUUUCUCAAAAACGCGAGACCUAGUCCCCUCAGUAUACCUCUGAAGGGCAGUUAUAGUUGUACUGAACAUAUAUGCAGAAGUCCAGUAGCACAUGUGUUGUUUUCCUUCUUA